Schistosoma spindalis is the source of this 5187-nucleotide messenger RNA. NCBI's taxonomy places the organism in Eukaryota, Metazoa, Platyhelminthes, Trematoda, Strigeidida, Schistosomatidae. The record is from the annotation of a GenBank genome assembly.
UUCAUCAUUUGUUCGUCCAGUCGCUUCAUUCAAUGAAAGCGAUGUCACGUGUAGAGCGGAUAAGAAUGGUUUUGAUAUUUGUAAAGUUUUGAAACUACUUACUGAUCCUCAUACAAGCGUAAAUUACAACCAACGACAAAAAAAUUCAAUCAGAAAGUUGUUUGUAACAGUGAUAUAAUUGAAUCUUUAUUAAAAGUAAGUCACAUUUACCAUUAUCAUCAGUGAGUUACUGUCUAACAACUGACCCGGUUGAACUCCACUGGUCACUGCUUCUUACUGGAACUCCAGGAAAUACCUUUUGAAGUCAGUCAAUAGUGAGCAUAUGUUGAUUAUUAUCAGAAGGGGGUUUUGUGGAGAUUUUAUUGAUUUCAAUUAUUGAGCUUAUGAGUCAAAUAAAACUAGACCACCAUGGAAAACCUGGAAGCACUGGAUGGCCGUUUCGUCCUAUUGUGGGACUCCUCAGCAGUGCAUAUCCACGAUUCGCCCCCUUUGCGAGAUUCGAAUCCAAGACCCAUCAGUCUCGCGCACAAGCGCUUAACCACUAGACCACUGAACUGUCUGGUAUCCAACGGUGUUAAUGUUUAACUUCAACUAAUCCACGAAAUCGAGCGACACAUCUACUAUUUUCAUCAUUGAGUUACUAUCUCACUACUGACCCGGUUGAACUUCACAAUAAUUGAAAUUAAUAAAAUCUCUACAAAACCCCCCUUCUGAUAAGUUACAUUCAUUACAUUUGUUUGUAUUUUCUACACAAUACUAUUUCUUCUCUUAUAACAUUAGUGUUACUGCGAAACAAAUCAAUGUGAAGAUCUUUGUUUAACUAUACUGAUAUUAAUGGAUAAGCUAACUAAACAUUCCGGAAUUUGUUCAAAUAAAAUUAUAUUAAAAUUAGGCGCUCAGUCUAUUUGUAAUCGAUUAGUAUUACCAAUUCUAUCAAAUGAAAUCCUAUCAAGAUCAAUAUCUAUUCUUUGGAAUUUAAUUGAUAAUACAACAAAUGAAACAAUGAAAAUAGAAUGGAUAAAGCAAAUCGGAAGUGAAGAAUGUCUAUUAAAACUUCGUGAUAUCUUUUUUACAUUAUUGGCUCAAAGUCAUUCAAAACUAUGCCGUCAUUUACGUAAUGAUAUAUUGACAAUAAUAUUGUUAAUUGUAAAACAUGCUAAUACUUAUGGUUUAUUAAAACAAAUACAUUUAAUAGAAUCUGGUUUAAUACGUAGAUUAGUACAAUUAUUAACAUUUGAUGAAUUUAAAUGUAUGAAUCCAUUGUAUAAAAAUUUGAAAUUAUUACCAAAUGAUGAGAAUUUCGAUAUGAAACGAUUAAUUAUUUCAAUACUGAUUGAAAUGUGUCAUGAUCCAGCAGCAAUUUAUACUAUGUCUACAUCGGGUCUAAUUAAAGGUUUAUUUCAAUGGAUAUGUCCAGUGAUACAAACCAACUCACAACAACAACAACAACAACAGCAACAACAAGAACAAAUCAAAUCUGACCUAAAUGUCAAUCAAACACAAUCAUCCAAUGUAAAUCAAUCAAAUAACUUAAAAUCUUCAUAUUUACCAUUGAAAAAUUGUAAUUCCUAUUCAUCAGAUCUAAAAGAUCACAUUGCUAAUGAUAACAACUACAAUAGUGUUAAUCAAACAUUAACAGUAGAGAAAAUAUCGGAAAAUUCAGAUCAAGAUAUUCAACGAUCAGAUCCAUACAAUUAUGAAGAGAAUAUAAAUAGAAAUGAUCAUUCACAAUGUAAACAAGAAAUUGAUUUAAUACGUAAAUGGCCACAAGCUUAUUUAGAAGAAUUACAUUUGUAUAUGCUUGAUUCAUUGGCUAUUUUAGCUCCAUAUUUAUUGGAUGAUUGUUUAAAUUAUGGAAUUCCAUCAAGAUUAUUAAUUUUAUUACAAUGGUGUAUAAGUCCAGAACCAUUUCUUGGACAAGGGAAUAGUUUCCAUGGUGUCGGUGGUCGUAAUAGUAAACGAGCACAAUUACGCUAUUCAUUACGUUUAAUAAGAAGUCUUGUUGAAACGAAUGAUGAACGGAUUAUUAUGGAUUUUGUCUGUCAAGGUUUAAUUCAAUUUCUUAUACCAUUAAUUUGUCCAAUAUCAUCGAGAGUGAAAUUAGAACGAUCACAUGAUGAAUUGUUUAAAUUUGGCAAUGUGUUGUUAACUGAUAAACAUUCUGUCAGAGAAAACAAUUCACAAACUAUCUAUUCAGAAUAUCAACAGUAUUUAAAACAAACAAAAGAGAUUAUGGAAGAAGAUAUUGUUGGAUUAGAAAUGCAAUGUGAUAUAUUACUUAUAUUGUCAAAACUAUGCAGUACAGCACCUGAAAGAAAACAAAUGAUUGGUAUAGAUGGUAUACAUUCAAUUAAUAAAUUAUUAAAACAAUUAAUAAAACGUUUUACAUUUAUUCAAUCUAAUCAAUAUCGUUUAUUAAUUCAAUUAAAUGAGAAACAAUUGAUGAAUCCAUUCAUUAUAUUACAUAAUAAACCAUUAAUUCAAUUAACUAAUGCAUUAAUUGAAUCCAUCUGGUGUUGUAUCAUUGGUUCAAAUAUAUGUGAAGAUUAUUUUCUAAUGAAUAAUGGUGCUAUAUAUUUACUUAAUUUAUUAGAGUGGUAUCCACUUGAAUCAGUCAAUUAUCUCUUAGGUUGUUUAGUAGAUUUAACAGAGAAUCCUAAAUGUUUACCAUAUCUAUCCUGUUGGUCUGGAAUUCGUCCAUUGAAUGAGAAUGAUGAUUAUGAUGAAGAUAAUAGUUUUAUAUUGAGUAAUAGAAAUCCAAUUAAACAACAAUUAAGUCAUUUAGAAUUAACAACUUCACUAUUGAUUAAAUCACCUGAUCCUGUUGUUUCAACUAGAUUGCAUAAAAUUAUUUCAAACACUAACAAACAUACUACUGAUCAUCAUCAUAAUAGCAAUGACAGUCAUAGUAAUCAGGUAGAUUUAAAUACGGCUAACGAAGAAGGAGUCGAUUCAAAAGAGAUUCCUAAUCAAGAUUCCAGAAAUCCUUGUGAAAAAGAAGUUAACGAUGAUGGUGAUGAUGAUGAUGAUGAUGGCAAAGAAGAAUCUAUCAAUAUUUGGUUAAAUGGACCUAGUUUAGCACAAUUACUCUGUUAUAUUUGGAGAUGGGAAGAGAAAAGGUUGAAAAAUGUUAAAAGUCAACAAAAGCAAUUUGGUAUAGACAAUGUAAAAGAUCUUUCUGAGACACCAGAGACUAAAGAAAACACAAGCCUUCAAAUGAAUAUAUACGCUUUGUUUUUACGACUUGGUUUUAAUAAUCAAGAGAAUCUCACAUUUAAAGAUCAGAUUACAUUGAAAAAAAUAGAAUCAUAUCUUGAUUUAAAGAUGGCUGAAACUUGGACAAAUAUACAAACUGAUUUAGAUCAUCAACAAAUUCGACCAAUUACACCAGAUAAUGAAUUAUUAUCAUGUAUAUCUGAAUGGUGUAAAAAACAAAUCAAUAAUGUACAAUGUAAAGAACAAGAAAUAUUAAAUUCUACACAAACUUAUGAAUUAACUGAAGAACAAAAAUACUAUUCAUCAAUAAGAAAAAUCAUACGUAAUCAAGAAUAUGCCAUGGAAAAUUAUAAUGACUACAUAGCAAGAACGUCGAAUCAUCAAUACCUUAAAGAAGCUCGUAUUAAACAAUUAUCUGCGAUUAAUGCAUCACGUAUUGGACGACUGAAUGAUAUCAAUAAAUCAUCAGAUAUCAAUGUGGAUAUUCAAAAAAACCAAUCGGAAUCAAAUCAGAUCAAAGGUCAAUUAAGUAAAGGUUCAAAUCAUGAUAAAGGAUCCAAUAUAUAUCAUAAGACAGAUAUUGAUAAGUUGAAUGUGACAGCUUUCUGCUCACAAACUAUUCAUAUUGAUUCAACACCUAAACAACUAUUUCAACAUCCAAGUAAAUUAGAAGAUGAAUUAAUUAAAUUAGUUGAAAGAAAAAAUGAACAAUUACCCUUGAAUGAUAGUGAUAUUAGUGAUCAUGAAAUGAAAGAUUAAAUUUUAUCUAUUAAACAAACAAUACCUUACAUAAUCUGUUUUUUUUCAUCUUAAGAAUGGUUUCAGUUUACAAAAACAUUAUUAUAGGCAAAGAUAGAUGAUGAUUAGCAGUAGGAUCUAGUAUAUCCAGUUGAUGAAUCCUAAAGAGGACGAAACGUGUGUCAUGGAUUCUAUUACUAGUCAUCACCUAUGUCUGGGUAUGAUUAUCAAAAAUGAUACCACGAUUAGAGGAACCACGACAAUCACAUAGAAAAACAGCAUAACCAAAAUGACAAAAUAAUUGAGCAUGAGCAAAUCUAUUUUUUUUAAUGAAUAUAAAGUAAACAAAUAUCAGUUACAAUCACUAAAUUAUCGAUCAUUAUGAAAUAUUUCAUUUCAACAACAAAAAACACAUAAAUCGAGAAAUAAGAUCAAUAAUAUGAACUACAACAGUAAAAAGGGUACUCUUCAAUUUGACAUAGAUUCGCUUAAAAGUACGAAUAUUCAAUAUCGGGUGCGUUUGUGAAAUGUUUACGACAUUUCGCUGUACAAGUUACAAAAGAGCUCAACCAGAGACAUUAUGGUUACUGGCAAUAUGCAUCGAAAAGGAUAUACAUUUAUCAGAUAUCGAUUCCUGAACCGCUAACAUCUAACUGGCGACCACUCAAUAUUUAUCGCAAGGAACUGAUCAAGAAAUAAGAAAGGGAAACUUGUUGAAAUACUUUGUGCUGAGAAUUCUAUAUUGUACCAAAAAUAGAAUAUUGAAUAAAGCCAUUAAUAAUAAUAAUAAUAAUAAUAAUAAUAAUAUAUGAAGAGAGUAAAUCAGAUGAUGUAAUAAUUGAAGCUAAAGUAUAUGUUGCAAUACACAACAUCCAUUUUCAGUUAACACAAAAAGGAACAACUGAAAACAAUACACAUAAACUUAAUUUAACAUUUAGAUUAUGGAGAAGUUCAAGAAUACACAUUAAAUAACUGAAAUCAAUGUUUCAAUGGGAUAAAUUAAUUUUAAACAUCUACUUAUUAUUUCCUAUUAUGUAUUUUCUGUAUUGUGUAAACUGUUUAGUUCAAAAUUUUAUACCAUGUCCACAAAAUGACUUAACGGAAAAUAAGAAUGUAAACUAUUGUAAAAUCAAUUCAGUCUACUAAAGAUUAAGCGUUUGUUGUGAGGAAUAAAGGUGCCAAGUUGUGAAUACACAUUAUUGAAGAGUUCCAUACUACAACAAAACAGCUAUC